Molecule: messenger RNA, 1329 nt
Organism: Halteromyces radiatus
Lineage: Eukaryota; Fungi; Mucoromycota; Mucoromycetes; Mucorales; Cunninghamellaceae
Exons: 5
Coding region: 106-1254 (382 amino acids)
Molecular function (GO): protein binding
Source: RefSeq, a predicted model, not a curated record
UUUUUCUAUUCUUCCUUUUCUUAUACAAAUAUCCACUUUUCCCCUUCCUUUUUUCUUUUCUUUCUUUUCUUUUACUUUUUUAUUACAACAACACCAAAAAGAAACAUGUCUAAACGAUCAGCAGAACCACUUGAAAAAGAUAUCCAGUUAAAGAAGCCACGAACUACUGACAACCAUUCACCCGAUUGUCAAGAUCCUGAUUGUGAAGGUUGUGAUAUAGGUGAAGUAGAAAUCUCUUUUAUUAGAAAGAAUGAUCAAGGCGAAGAAGAAAACGUAUCAGUACAACCAACUGGUCAAGAAUUACUGACUAUGGCAAAAGAAGAACAAGGUGAUACGGAUAUGUCACGAAGAUUAUUUGAUAUGGCUUUAGAACAAUUUGAAAAAGAAGAACAAGGAAAAACUGGAGAAGGUUAUGCUCAAUGUUUGGUUGAAUUAGGACGUGCUUUAAACGUAAAAGAAAGUAUACAAGAAGGUUAUGAUAUAUUUAUUGGAAAAGAAUCAUCAAAAUUUGUACAACUUUGGCAGGCUCGAGCUGCUCUGGCUUUGGCUCAAUCUAUUCGACAACAAAAGAACAAGACCUUUGAAGAACUCCGACUGGACCUUGAAGAUACUGAUGGUGAAAUAGAAGAUGAAGUGGCAUUGGAAAAAUUAAUAAUGAAGGAUCAAGUAUCAAAAGAAGAAAUCAAGUAUUAUAAAGAAGCUCUUGGUAAUUUAGAUAAGAUUCUUUCACAACCAUUUGACAACCUUGAUGAACAAACUUUAUUAUUGGCCCGACAAACAAUGCAUGAUAUUCGAGAAUAUGGUGAAACAUUAGAACAACCUAACCAUGAAGAACAUGUUGCUGUCCUUUUCGAUACACUUAUCCGAUAUAUUCAACAUUUCCCUUAUGAAAAUGACGAUAAUCUAUUGACGUUAUGGGGAGCAUCUCUAUUACAUCGACAAAAAUUCGUUCAAGGAAAAGAAAAGGAAAUGAUUUGUCAACGUGCUGAAAAACUUAUUCAACAAGCCAAAAACACUUAUGUUUCAAAAUACAAUCAAGAAAGUCCCCUGGGUUGGGAAUUGUAUGCUAUGCUAAAGAUGACUCAAUCCAAUAUGGCGGAAGAUGAAGAUCAAAUCUUGGAACUUUAUGAUGAAUCCAUACAAGCAUUCAAAAAAGCUCUUGAACUGAAUCCAGGAAAUGAAAAACUACAAGAAAUGUUAGAACUUCUGGGAUCUACAGGAGAAGAAGAAGAUGAUGAUGUUGAAGAACAAUGAAUGACUAGUUUAGACUGUACAAUAAUCUUUCACCUUUUUUUUUUUUGAUUAUAUUAUUUCUUGAAUAAAAAUGAC